AUGGAUGAAGUGCAAUUUUUGGGCCAUGUAAUAUCUGCACAAGGCAUUGUAGUGGAUCCAACAAAGGUGGAGGCAGUGGUAAAGUGGGAGAAUCCCAAGUCAGCGACGGAGAUAAGGAGCUUCGUGGGUUUAGCUAGCUAUUAUAGGAGAUUCAUAGAAGGAUUCUCCAAAAUAGUGACGCCCCUAACACAACUCACUCGGAAGGAUCAACCUUUCACUUGGACAGUUAAGUGUGAGGAGAGUUUCCAAGAGCUGAAACGAAGGUUGACGAGUGCUCCCAUAUUGAUUAUCUCGGAUGUUGGGAAACCUUUUGAGGACAAGAAGGCAGUGUCCUAUGCUUCGAGGCAACUCAAGGUGCAUGAGAGAAACUACCCUACUCAUGACCUGGAGUUAGCAGAUAUUGUGUUUGCCUUGAAGAUCUAG
Messenger RNA from Vigna unguiculata (cowpea), 423 nucleotides. NCBI's taxonomy places the organism in Eukaryota, Viridiplantae, Streptophyta, Magnoliopsida, Fabales, Fabaceae. The record is from RefSeq and is a predicted model, not a curated record.